AAAGAAUCCUAGCUGCUAUAUAUACUAUAUAUAGAAAGAAGUUACUGUUGUUUAUGUGACAAGUAGGAUAGUCAAACGAUCAUAAUCCUACCUAUCCAAAUCAUGUAUGUCACGUUUUACUUUCCGUCAAGACAAUUAGAAAAGUUAACAUUUUUGUAAUAAUUCAUCGGUUUGUCUAGUAUGUGCCCAUGGGCACAUGCUAAGCACGGAAAUUCAUAAAUUUGGUGUGUUUUGAUUGGUGUGGUUGGUGUGAAUGCAGGAGGUCAUCAUUAUUAAAUGGAUGUAAGCCAAUCAAAAUAAGAAAAAAGAUAUCAAAUUUUGUGCUUAUUGUGUGCCCAUUAUCAUACCAUAGAAAAAUCGAUAAUCCAUUAUUACAGCGGUACAUGUGAAUUCCCGAUAAAUCGAGUCAGCGAUAUUUUUAUUCUUAGUGUAAAUUUGAGAUUUGACCCCUUAUAUUUCUAGGGUUUUCGGAUUCUUCAACUAAAAUUCUCGCACUACUGAAAGGGCCAAUCGCAGUUAGUCUCGUGGAUAUAGGUAUAGAAUUCUGCAGGUGUGACUGUCAGUUUCGUAACAUGAGCUCUAAUCAAAUCAAUAACAGGGGUAGGAUGUUUAGAAGACAAGCGAAGAUUGUUAAUCCGAUUGACAGUGAUUGUCCUCGAUUGAAUAAUAACAACAACAAUUUGGUUGUAAGAAGAUUUCGUCGCUUUUUUAAGUGGUGCGGUCGGAAUGUAACGGUGAUUCCAAGGGUUCCAGUUCCGAGGAUUCGAAGGAUCAAGAAAUCAAAGCAUAAGUCCAGGCUUCCAGGAUUCUUUCACUCGCAACUCCGAAUGAUGAAAGGUAACACUAGUUCUCUUGUUCGGAAAAAGUCGAAAAAACAUGGGAGUUUAGAGAAAACCAAGUGUUUGAUUAAUUAUCAAGUGAGGAACAGGCUGCGUAUUCACGACUUACCUAAGGAACUACUAGCAGAAAUUCUUGUUAGACUGCCUGUUAAAGAUAUCUUGCGUUGUAGGUCCGUAAAAAAAUCAUGGAAUUAUUUGGUAAUAUCUCCUGUGUUUAUCAGCCUCCAAUUGAAUUAUCAGAAGCAAAUUGCUACCGGCAACUAUAAUCAUCAUUAUCCUAAAUAUCUUUUAUUUCACGAGGAUGAUAGUUUACGUUUAACAGUACGUGUUGAUGACUUGCAAUGUGAAGAGUAUUGCAAACUUAAAUUUCUUCCUGGUUUGCCUAAUGAUGAUGUUAAUGUCUGGUUUGCUCUAUCUUAUGGUUUAAUCUGCAUGUCAACCAUACUUUUCACUAGUUGCGAUCGUAUGCGCAACGUUUAUCUAUGGAAUCCUCUCAUUAAGAAAUACAAAACUCUUCCCAAAUCCCCUCUUCCCUCUACAAAAACCCGUCACGCUUGGGAGGCUUUAGCUUUUGGCUUUUUACCUGAAGUCGAUGAUUAUGUUGUGAUACAUAUUAUCAAACCUGGCUUGCCCCCACACCCCCACUCAGUCAUCAUUGGUGUUUAUAGUCUAAAAACUAAUUCUUGGAAGAAAUAAAGUCAAGAGAGUGUAUUUAUUUCGACAAUCAUCAGUGAUCCUGACAAUGUUGUUUUCAUUAAUGGGGUUGCAUUUUGGGUAGGGGUUAAUUUGGAUAAGCAAAGAACACUUUUGUGCUUUGAUACCAAGACUGAUAUACUCUGUGCAAUCUCAUUGCCAGACUGGGUUGCAUAUCUGCCACUUGUUCCUGUCAUUCAUCAGUUUGGUCAAUCUAUGGCUUACUUCGUUUGGGAUGAGGUAAAUUAUUUUGACAUGUGGGUAUUGAAACAUGAUCAUAUAAAUGAGUUUACGUGGGAGAAGAAGAUGUGUGUCACUCCAAGUAUACAUGUUGAGGAGGAAGUCUUGGGUGUAAGGAACAACGGUGAUCCAAUACUUGCAAAAUCUAAUAAUUUGAUUUCAUAUAGUCUUGAGAGCCAUCAAGCAAAUGGUUUUGUUAAUUCAUGGGAUCGUUGGACUCCCAAUUCCCCGUACAAUGUAGGCAAGAGACCACCUUAUGUCAUUAGGCCUUUUGUGGAGAGUUUGGUUUUGCUUAAUGAUUGAUAAAAUUGAAAAAAUUAUCAAGUCUGAAGCCUUGCUACUCCUAAAACUGAGCUAUCAGUUUAUGAUUUUUGUGGAUUUUAUUUUUUGCUUAAUAAAAUUCAUAGCAAUUGAUUUAUGAAUAUAUCUGAUCAUGAUUUUUUGUUUAAUAAUUACUCUCGUUAUAUAUGGUGGCAACAAAGAUUGAUAUACCAAGUCAAAUCUAAUUUCUCAAUCUGGUUGCAUUUUUGCCACAUGUUCUUAUUAUUUAUCUAUUUGGUCAAUCCAUUGCUUACUUUGUUUGGGAAAGGGGACUAAUUUAUUUUGACCCGUGGCUGCGAAAGAGUUAUGGGGGAAUGAAGAUGUCAAUUAGCCAAGUAAAGAUGUUAGGGAGGAAUGCUUGGGUGUAAGGAACAAUGGUAAACCACUACUUGCAAAAUUCAAUAAUUCGAUUUCAUAUAAUCUUGAAUGUCUUCAAAGAAAUGAUUUUGGUGAUUCUUGAAAUGGCUAGGCUCCUAAUUCUCCUUACGAGGAAGGCUAUUUACCACCUCAUGUCUUUGUCCUUUUGUGGAGAAUCAGAUUUUGCAUAAUAUUGAUUUAUUUAUUUGUUAUUUUUAUCUUUUUUGAAAAGAUAACUUAAAUUUUAACAAACAAAAUGAAUUUUUUUUUUUAUUUUUCUGCUAUUUUCAUCUUUAUGAAAAUAAUAAUAACUGAAUAAUAAUUAUUAUUAUGGUUAAAAUCUAAAAAGGAAUGAGUAGCGGUGGACAGAGGAUUCACACAAGAAGACCAGUGAAAGACCAAUGUUGUAUACUUUAGUUUUUGAUUUGAAUAAUUUCUGAUCCUUGAAGACUUGAAGUAUAUCAGUUGUAAUAUAUUAUUUAUGUUUCUGGCUAGUGUUUGUCUUGCUAAUGGUACAUAUAUUAAUGGCUCAACAUAUCUGCUGGAUCUUGAGUUAUAAAAAAGACAUCCUAUAACUCCAGAUCUUGAAUUAGAAUACUCUGAUGGUGAGAUUUGCGCGACUACAGGGCAGUCAGAAAAGGCCAUGAAUGUGAUUGGUAUAAUUUUCUAAUGUAUUGUAUCUGCAGGGGACGAGGACAGUGUGUGUGACCGGAGCAUCAGGGUACAUUGGCAUUACUGGCUUAUAUAUUGAUAUAAAAAUGCAGGUGUUCCUAAGCUAAAUCAGGGUAUCUUGUGGCUGUAUCAGGCUAUCAGCAACAAACUGGCAAUGCCAUAACUUCAACCAUGGAUGAUUCUUUUUUUGCUGUGCUUGGCCUUUUUCCUAAGACAUCCAACGAAAGCACAUUACAUGAUGUAGAUGGAGUCAUCUUGUUAUUUAAAGCAGAAGCUCCUGUUCUUGUUGCGACCUGGUUUGUAAGGAAGGUAACCAAAUGUCUAGCAGUAGGAGUUGGACUUGUGGGCUACAUGAGAAACAAGGUAUAUAUGGCUUUUAAGUAGAUUCAACUUAUGUGAUUUGUUCUUUGAAAACGCCUUUGGUACACAUUUUUUAUUAUUUGGUUUUAAAACCGAAACAGCACCAUUUCAAACUGAAACCGAAUCAAGAAAACCGAACUGCACCAAUAUUAUUUGGUUUGGUUUUGCUUUUUGAUUUUAGAAACCGAAUUAAUAUGGUUACAGUGCGGUUUUUGGUUCAAACCGCACCAAACCAAACCACGCUCAUCCCUAGCCACCGCUGCUGAAUAUCCGCCGUCGACAGAGCCAUCCCGAGUCCUGGAAUUUCACUCUGCUGACCGAUGGAAACUCCACUUCAACUCUGCCAAACAAUCUCCUAAAAUGGUAUGAUCUCUUGCACAAUGCGCAUCUUAAUGUAGAAGGGUUGGAUGAACUCUUCAAAGUUGCUCAGUUACUUGCAGACUGUGUUAUUCCCAAUGAGUGGUAUUAAUCCAAAGCAGAAACUGAAGAUUGGCUCAAAGAUUGCUUGACGCUUGCUUGGUAAAAUAUUGAUUGAUCUGAGGAACACUGGUGAGGAAGCAAUCAGUGUUGCUGAACUAAAGAGUAAUCAGGAGCAAGAAUCAACUAUAAAUACCACCUUCACAGAACCAACACCAGUGAAGACUGAGAAAGAGUCAGCAGUCCACAAGACAAUGAAAGAAGAACAGGAUCAUCAACGAAUAUCUCAUAGUAAAAUGGAGGACACCUGGAGGAACAGCUUCACAAGUGACAUGUCGAUGGUUCAGGAGGAGGAUGAUGGCAAAGAGAUCAAAUACCGGUUGGAUCCAAAGAAUCACAUAUUCACUCUUUGAUGAAUGUUCUUCGCUACUGUAACUUGGAUGAAUCACUUCAAGGAGAGGAUAGCAUGUUCUGUGAUAAUGCUUUGGAACGGUUGUUUAAAACAGAGGAGCUUGACUACAUGAGUUAUGUUGUUUUGAGAAUGUUUGUAAACACGGAGGUAGGUGCAUCUUCCAUUUUAUAUAGUUUGCAUCGGAAGCUUGGUUAUAUGUUUCUAGGGUUGCUAGUAUCAGUGUGAAUCAUCACUUCACAUCCUCCCUUUCACAUAUGCCUUAAAUCCUCACUUCCUGUUACUAGGAGAAAGAGGGGAGACUACUAUGCUACAGUCCCCAGGGAUUUGAUAUAUAAUUUGUUGCCCUCCUCUGGCAAUAUACUGUAUUACUGUUAAUCAUGUUGUAGCAUGUGCAGAUUUGCUUUCUGCCUGUGUAGUUUUCACUUCACUUUUCAGAAGCUACAGUCACCAUUCCCAUAUAAAUCAACCUGCUAGUUAGACACUUUGUCUAGUAAAACAAGGAUUCCUUGCUGAAGCUAUUUUGCUCAUAACAUCGUACAACUUUCUUUUGAAUAACCUUUUCAGAACUAAAUACACGGUUUUGCAAUCCAAUAUCUUGUUCUCUACUAGAUUGUAUCUAGUAUUUACAUAAUAAAGCUUCAUCUAUGUGCAAUAAUCAUUCCUGUUAAUUUCUGUUGUCCUGCUCUGUGUAAGAUUUCUGAUCUCUGAAUAUUGUAUUACCAAUGCUGCAAAGCAUACUAUAUUCAUCACUUUAAUGUGCUUUUGAACCUUGCUAGUUGAGCAAUCAUUUUCAGCACUGGCCUUAAUUUGUAAAUUAAGUGUCUACUAAAUACACCUCAAGAUGAUUUCUCUA
Molecule: messenger RNA, 5164 nt
Organism: Daucus carota subsp. sativus
Lineage: Eukaryota; Viridiplantae; Streptophyta; Magnoliopsida; Apiales; Apiaceae
Exons: 6
Coding region: 573-1535 (320 amino acids)
Molecular function (GO): protein binding
Source: RefSeq, a predicted model, not a curated record